Messenger RNA from Prorocentrum cordatum, 1714 nucleotides. The record is from the annotation of a GenBank genome assembly. NCBI's taxonomy places the organism in Eukaryota, Dinophyceae, Prorocentrales, Prorocentraceae.
GAGCAGCUAUUUUUAUUCUGCAAACAGCUACCAAGUAGUCAAACACAUCAUUCGGCCGCUUCCAUGAAGCCGCACAUCCUCGCGCGCGCUGAAUGCGAGAAUGCCACGCUCGCAUGCCAUUCAGAUCUUAUAGUUAUACGGCAACGAGGCUCUACGAGUCCCCAGCGUUUGUAUGACUCUUUGCGGUCGCCUUUUGUUGCAACCUGGCGUGGGAAUGUGGGUUUAUCUGGAUUAUUUCAGUUUUUGCUCUAUGGUCGAGUUCUCAUUGAUGGAUCUUGUCGUUUCUUUGAUUGCUUGAUUUUGGAGGCUUGAUUAAUUAGUAACUCGAUUUGGCCACUCUCGUUGUUGUAUAAGAGCUGCGCACCCAUGUCUGUGUGUUUGGGUAUAAGAGUGCCCUGCUGCGUGCCCCUCGUUCUCUGCUUCUUCUUUCCUGCUCUGCUCUUUCCCGUCUGCUGCGCUUUGUGUCUUGUUUCCCUUGGUGCCUGUCGUGUGCUCCAAUUUCGGAGACGAGCACCUGCUCCUGUGUGGAUUUGCGUCGGGGCGCAGAGCAAACGCAAAAAAUCAAGGUUGACGGUUUAUCGUCGGCUUCCAGUGCCGAGAGCCCAAAAAGUGCCGAGAGCUGAAAAGGCUAAGAGCCGACAAUGGCAGAGAGCGGUAAAGUGUUCUGGGUGGCCUGGGUGUUGAGAGUCAGGAGUCGCCGAGAAGAGCCGAGAAGCGCUCAGAGCCAGGAAAGUGCCGAGAGCCAGGUCGACCCGGUUCUGUGCCGACGAAUGCCCGCCGAGAGUCUGCCGGUCGAUGCCGCGCUGAAGCAGCGUGUGGAUGCCGAGCUCGCCCGUGCUCGCAUCUUUUCAGAGAGCGCAUCUGGGGCCUCCGUAACGCUCUCCUUCGUCUCGCCGACAAGCAGCCUAUCCAGGUUGGCAGUGAUGCGGCAAUUUUUGGAGUUGCCAUCAUCAGAGCCUGCGCCAGAUGGAAUUGUCGCCGUUCGGGAACAUGCAGUGAAAGCCAAGCCAACUAUGCGUGUCUUGGAACUGCAGCGCUGCAGUACAGUCUCCAGUCCAAACCCCAUGUGCCGUUGAGGCGCGUCGAGCGUGGACGAUCAGUGGGGUCUCGCAUCGCGCAGGAAAGAUGUGCGUCCUGGAGGCCCUUGAGCUGGACAUUGGAUUGCAGUCAUCUGAACGCGCUGCCAGAGGCAGCGUUGUGGCCUUCGGCCAGUGUUGCUUCGCAAGUGAUUGCAUUUUAGCAUGAUUCUUCACCUGGCCGCCACCAACGCCGGACGCCGAACAUGCAGGACGACCCCAAAGACACCACGCGGCUACAGCCGGCUGCAACAGAGCACUCGGAACACUUGGACCAGCAGGAUUUCGCCAAGUACGCAUCUCUCUGAGUGGGCGGCCGAGGCGUGCAAUGUCUCACGCGAGGCCGGGGCCUCGCCCGCAUCUGAGGGGCCCGGGCGCGCGCCCGCACGGGCGUUCUGUUAUGUUCUAUCCUCUUGCGUUCUCUUUCUUCAUCCGACGCCCCACACCACCUCUAUCCAGAUCGACCGCCAGUCCCAGGCCGACUACUGAGGGCUCCGGCCCCCCCGCGCCGCCCUCAUAGGGCCGGUCACGCCGGACCGACAUUGCGCGCUCUCUCUCUCUCUCUCUGUCGGAGUUGCCGUGCCACAGUAAUCUUCUCUCUAGUGCAAACCCGGUGUGCUUUCGAGGUUCGUCUGCCG